AUGGAGGAGUUAGAGGCCUUGCUGGACCAGCAGGGUGACGAGUGGCAUGGCCAAAGAACCAAGGAUCAGCUGCGCAGAAGUGAAAGUCCAGGAUACACCGGAGGAGGGACCACCUCAUCGGCAAGGAGGGCCCAUGUCAGGAGGGCCAGAUACAAGGAAGUGUUCACCACUUACAGGGCAGCCCCGGGCCCCAAGAGCGACUCGAGGGAGGCUGUCAUAACAUUUAGCGAAAUGGAUGAAGAAUGCAUGUUGCGCUCCCACGAUGAUGCCCUUGUCGUGACCAUGCAAAUCACCAGCUACUUGACGUGGAGAGUCCUGAUCGACAACGGUAGCUCAGUCAACAUCAUAUUCUGGGAAGCUUUCAUUCGGAUGGGGAUCACACCCUAUCAUUUGCUCCCAACCCCGACACCCCUCAAGGGCUUUAGUGGAGAUGUGAUCCAGCGAAUCAGAGCAAUCACCUUGUCCAUCCUGGUGGGAAUGACGGCUACCAUGGUGGAUUUUCUUGUGGUAAAGGCUCCCUCCUUCUAUAAUGCGAUCCAGGGACAUCCAACCUUGAACCACCUAAAGGUGAGGACAUCCACCUAUCACCUGAAGUUGAAGUUCUCAACCCCCAUGGGGGUGAGGGAAAUAUGCAGCAACUAG
Juglans microcarpa x Juglans regia is the source of this 642-nucleotide messenger RNA. RefSeq lists its product as uncharacterized. The transcript is spliced from 2 exons. The record is from RefSeq and is a predicted model, not a curated record. NCBI's taxonomy places the organism in Eukaryota, Viridiplantae, Streptophyta, Magnoliopsida, Fagales, Juglandaceae. Bases 1 to 642 code for a protein of 213 amino acids.